This is a messenger RNA of Xiphophorus maculatus (southern platyfish), 3287 nucleotides long. Its product is annotated as carcinoembryonic antigen-related cell adhesion molecule 1-like. The transcript is spliced from 4 exons. Gene Ontology annotation, biological process: cell surface receptor signaling pathway. NCBI's taxonomy places the organism in Eukaryota, Metazoa, Chordata, Actinopteri, Cyprinodontiformes, Poeciliidae. Bases 869 to 1858 code for a protein of 329 amino acids. The record is from RefSeq and is a predicted model, not a curated record. Gene Ontology annotation, molecular function: transmembrane signaling receptor activity.
AAUCAUGCAGGAUGCCGGCCCUCCAGGACCGACUUUGGGCACCCCGUCUUACGUGGUUAAUGUUACUUCUGUUUACGGACAUCUCUGUACAGCUUCUCAACAUCGAGCUUGUAAAAUGUAACUUUAAUCUUGAUGCAGCAGCUAAUGUAACAUACAUUCCUUGGAAAUGUCUUAACACAUAACUGUAUUUUUCAGACUCUAAGCCGCUACUUUGUCCCCACGCUUUGAACCAUGCGGCUUAUGUAUGUACGUUUCCAGUUAUUUAAAAAAAAAAAUUGUAGGUGCAGCUUAUAGUAAGGUGCGCUCUAUAGUGAGGAAAGUACGGAACUCUUUCUGUUACUUGACAACUUCUCGCUACAGAGCAAACAUCCAGGUAAUCCUUCCGCAUUGGCAAUGAAUGCAAAUGAUUCGGUCCAAGAAUUGUAGAAUCUCUCCUCGGCUAUUUUCCUCGUUUCCUCUUUGCUCUCCAUGAUCCACCUCACACCCAUCAGGUUGUUUACAACAGCCACCUGCCUUGCGCCCCGCCCAGCUGGAAGAAACGUCACAGGCUGUGACGCAAAUCUUUGACGGAAAUGUUUAAAUUUAAUUUUCUACACAUUUUUAUAGCAUUGGAAAACGUUAAGAAUGAUUGUGUCGUGUUUGUCCCCCUACAGAAACCAAAUUAAAACAAAAAAUAUGUUUCCCACCCCCAUCUUUUUCAAAUUUCAAACAUUUUUUGAAAAAGUUCCAGAGAGCCACUAGGGCGGCGCUAAAGAGUCCCGGGUUGCCAACCCCUGGUCUAUGUAAUAUUCUCAUUUUAAAUGUCAUAUUUUCAUCAGCUGUGAGUGGAAAAUCAUCAAGAUCAAGAUUUUUUUAUGUUUGUAGGCAAAUGUUUCAUGUCACCUUAAAAAAAUAUUUUUAUAAUGAUCAAUUCUUGUUCAUUGCAGUGUUGUGGUCCCUCUGCUGUGGAAAUCCUGAAGCAGAUAAACCCAGCGCCAAACUGACAGCAGACAGAACAAUCAUACCAGCAGGGGGCAGCAUAACACUGAGCUGCUCUGUGGACGAAUCUGAUGACUGGAAGUUUGACUGGUUCAGAAAUGAGCAACAAUAUUCUGUAGAUCAGUUCAGAGGAAACAGUGAACCAAACAGAGUCAUCAGUGUCUCAGAGGGAGGAGAGUACAGCUGCAGAGGAGGAAGAGGAGAUCCAGUUUUCUAUACUGAAACCAGCAGAGAGGUCACUAUUCAGAAAACAGUUCCCAUUACACCAACUGUGAUCCAACAACCCAAUUGGGCCCAGAUCUACAGAGGAGAGAGAGUCACUCUGAGAUGUGAGAUCCAGGAUGAUGGAGGAACUCAGUGGACGUAUGAAUGGAGACCAAACAAUAUAAACUCUCCAACAUCCAGUGAAUUCAUGAUCACUGCUUAUAACAGUGGAUAUUAUAGCUGCAGAGGAAGAAGAGACAGUUUCACCUUCACAGAGUGGGGAGUCAUCACAUUAACAGUGUUCUCACCCAAACCUCAGCCUGUCCUCUCUGUGUCUCCAUCAUGGCCGAAUCCUGGAGCCUCAGUGACUCUGAGCUGUGAGGGUUUGGAGCUUCAAUCAGCAGGAUGGAGGUUCUUCUGGUAUAAAGUUGUUCCUGAUCCAUCCAGCAUAUUCUACAGCGCUGAGCUGUUGCCUGGCAGCACCAUUGGGACUGAGCAGAACUCCUUCAUCAUUAAUGGACCGACUCACACAGCAGGAUUUGUGUGCAGAGCAGGAAGAGGAGAACCAAAGUUUUUCUCUGAUUACAGUGAACCAAAGUUUGUCUGGUCUGCAGGUCAGUUUGUUUUUGUUCUUUCAUUUUGGAUUUUUAUUCCACAAUUUGCAUUGCACUUUUGAUGAGCUCAGGUUUCUAGUUAAUGUUGUGAAUAAUGUAUUGUGUUCCUCCUGUUUAAUGUGUUGUUUUAUUAAUAGUGGUAAACACACCACUCAGUUAAGUUAGAGAAGAUGAUGAAUAUAAAGCUGAGACUAUUCUGAUAACAAUAACAAAACAAUGUGUUGUUGAAGCUAUGAAAUACUGAUGAAUGUAAUCCUCAGUCAUUGGCCUAAUUUCACCUGAAUGUAUCUCUUUUCCAAGUUUUGCACAUAUUAGGCAAAGAAUUAACUUUUGACUCUGGUUAAAUAGUUGGUGCACAUAGUUUUGGAAAAUAAGAAAAAAGAAGUUGGGAGCAGCAAUCGCCUAAUGUUGUUCCCUAGGGAGUGUCUAAUGGUAGAAUGAGUUUAUCUGUCAACGUGACAAAAUUAUUUAGCUUUCUGCUAAAAGACAGUGAUGAAGAGAAGAACAACCAGAAUACAGCAAAGUGUUGAUGGAGACGGACCAGAAGCAAUAAAGGGAAUGUUAACGUCUGGAACCACUAGGGGUGCUGUGGUGCAUGGGUAAGCUGCAAUAACAUGAAGAAGAAGCUGACUGAGCAGCCGGUUACCUGAGAGAACUUAUAUUAGUAUGUUGUUUUAUUUUCAGUCGCUUUGGUUGUUAUGUGUACUUAAUGUUUUUGUAGUGUUUUACACUAGAAGAAAAGUAUCGUGUGAUGUUUUUAAAUCAUCAUUAUUUUAUUAUUUUAUUUUAUUUCUAUUGGUACAUGCAUUUAUAAACAACACUGAGUCUCUUGGAAUUGCUUUGACAUUCAUUAAGCUCUGAUUUUUUAAACUUCAAAUUCAAUAACAAGUUGAAAAUUCUUGUCGUCCUUCACUAUUUAUAAUAAAUGAAGGAGAACCUCACUGCUGUUUUAUGUUAGCGUAGGUCCAUGGCUACUCAACUGCUUCGUUUUCUACAUGGAUGCACAAUUUUAUGAUUUGGUUCAACAUGUGAUUCAUAAAUGUGUUAAUUGUUUGGGUUCCUCUGCAUUUAUAUUUUUUGAUGUGGUGAAAAAUUUUGGUUACAACAGAAACCAUUGUACCUUAAAUAUUUAAAUGAUAGUAUUUAAGUGCUAUUUGGAAGUUUGAUUAACUCUGAAUUAUUUGCAGAAAUAUUUGAUAGAAGAUUGUAAGUUUUUUUAAAUUUCCUUCGCUUUUGACAUUUAAAGGUCAAAACCUUGGAGUCAUUUUUGACUAUUUCUGUUUUAACUACCAUAAAGUAACAAAGUAGCAGAUUAUCACUGCAGCAGUUUACAGUUAUUAAUAUUUAGCAAAGCUGAUAGUUUUUACAUUUUUUAUUUCAGUUUUGUUACCUCAAAUCUCUGAAACUCUGACAUUGUGGACUCUUUUCUCACUUAAAAAAAGAUAACUUUAAUAUCAAAUAUUAUUUGAGUUAACAUAUACAGUAUUUUCU